UUGAAAGUAUUUUAAAUAAAUCAAGGUUAAUGUACCAAAGAACCUUACAUUUUUAUAAUCUACAUACUCAUAUCAAAAUACUGUUUUAAAUAUCGCAUAUCUUUAUGACUCUUCGUAAGAAAAAUGCAAAGCGCAAACAUAUAUAUCCAAGAAUUCCUUGAUAAGGUUCUCCCUGGCAUAACGACUUAUCUUUUAGUUUGCUCGCGUCGCUUCAAUCGAAAUGUACUGGGUUUUGCUGUUAGGAUACCUCCUUUUAGGAAAUCAGCAAUUAAUUGCACAUUUUCUGGAGCCAAACUGCGGAUAUAUGUCCCCGGAGGCCCUGAAAAACGAAGGCCAUCAAGCGCACAUAUCAGAGAGUCCUUGGAUGGCCUAUUUGCACGACUCCGGGAAGUUUGUGUGUGGCGGCUCGCUAAUAAACUAUCAACAGUGCGAUUGGGGGAGUUCGAUAGCUUAACCAGCCUCGACUGCAGCGGAUCCGAUUGCAUACCGCCCUCUGAGGAGUUCGAGAUCAACUUGGCCAUUCGUCAUAGUGACUACUCGAGAACCAAUCGCUAUCAUGACAUUGGGUUACUCCGUUUGGCCAAGUCGGUAGAGUAUAAAGUACACAUCAAACCAAUUUGCCUGAUCACAAACACUGCCCUUCAGCCGCGAAUUGAGCGCCUUCAGAGAUUGGUGGCCACAGGAUGGGGAAGCAGCUCGUCCGGAUCUCCGAGCCACACCCUGAAAUCCAUUCGAGUUACGCGAGUGGAUAGGAGUGAGUGCCGCAGGAGGUACCUGGUCAAUUGUCGCAGGGAUCAGAUCUGCGUGAGCCACGAGUCCGGAGAGUCCUGCAGCGGCGACUCCGGAGGACCCAUGGGUCAUGCUUUUCGGUAUGACGGUCAAGUGGUCUUCAUUCAGGUCGGAAUUGUCAGUUAUGGCAACCCAGAGUGCCACAGUCCUAGUGUUUUUACGGAUGUAAUGCGCCAUGUAGCUUGGAUCAAGUGGGUUGUCGACCGCCAUACCGAAUAAACAAGACAAAAACAUUUGCUUAAUAAUGAUAAUUUUAAAAUAAGCCCUAGAAUUAUUACCUACAUUUUAGAACUUGUAAGUAUCUGCAAAUCCUUAUAUCUUAC
Drosophila subpulchrella is the source of this 1112-nucleotide messenger RNA. Its product is annotated as serine protease grass. The record is from RefSeq and is a predicted model, not a curated record. Lineage: Eukaryota; Metazoa; Arthropoda; Insecta; Diptera; Drosophilidae. Gene Ontology annotation, molecular function: serine-type endopeptidase activity. The coding region runs from base 124 to 1008 and encodes 294 amino acids. Gene Ontology annotation, biological process: proteolysis. The transcript is spliced from 3 exons.